AUGGGUCUUUCGCUACUUUCUUUCGUGGCCCUGGCCGGCUACACUGUGGCUCUUCCCGGACAUAUCAAUGAUCGACUGGCAGAAGCAGAGGUCAUCACUUCAACCAUCACCAACUACGCUCAUCCCCUGAGCCUGUCCGCCUUGGAGACGCUUGAUGCAACAGCGACGCCCCUCAGUUAUGCCUCAUCUCCGACACCCAUAUCGGUUCCCACGGCCGGCGCAACGGCGGCCGAGUUCGUUGCGCCAGCCGAGUUCAUGGUGGAGGAAGCUAGCUGCACUUCUUCAACCGGCACCGAAGCUGCCCCUAAGUCUACAUCUACUUCUGCCUCUGUCUCGGUCUGCAUCUCGAUCGGAGGCGACUACCCGACCACGACAGUGCCGGCCUACUGCAACCCCUCGCACUUCAGCAACGCGCCGGCGCUCAUGACGCCCACCGGCACCGACGACGCCAGCAUCCCCACGGCCACGGCAAACCUCACCAUCAGCAACGUCCACGACAAGAUGGAGUGCUGCGCGCAGUGCACGCGCAUCUUCAACUGCUUCGCGUGGCACUUCGUCCCCGUGUACACGCAGGCGUCGACCGACAAGCUGCCCGGCGGCUUCGACCCCUGGGGCUACGGCAACUGCGAGCUGAAGUACCACACGGGAGGCGUCGACGACGCCAGCGGGAAGGUGUGCACGGACGGCGCCGCGUCGUACUGCCCGAAUGGACGGCUGGAGGGCAUGCUGAACGGGACCAGCAACGUGGCGGGUCCGGACGGCGAGACGGAGCGCUGGAGUAAUCUGUACUACAACGGCUGGAACGACGGCGCGUGCAGUGCGGCGAAGGAUAUAUUUGUGGACGCCACGGAUCCGGGAAUCGGAGAUGAGGAUAGCCUCUGUGAUGGGACGUCAUGA
Molecule: messenger RNA, 897 nt
Organism: Anthostomella pinea
Lineage: Eukaryota; Fungi; Ascomycota; Sordariomycetes; Xylariales; Xylariaceae
Source: the annotation of a GenBank genome assembly